Nomascus leucogenys (northern white-cheeked gibbon) is the source of this 6638-nucleotide messenger RNA. It is a transcript of the gene KDM4C, whose product is annotated as lysine demethylase 4C. The transcript is spliced from 24 exons. Gene Ontology annotation, biological process: chromatin remodeling. The coding region runs from base 3758 to 5719 and encodes 653 amino acids. The record is from RefSeq and is a predicted model, not a curated record. Gene Ontology annotation, molecular function: histone H3K36 demethylase activity; histone H3K9 demethylase activity. Lineage: Eukaryota; Metazoa; Chordata; Mammalia; Primates; Hylobatidae. Gene Ontology annotation, cellular component: nucleus.
ACAGAGCGAGACUCCGUCUCAAAAAAAAGUGUGUGUGUGUGUAGCAGAACUUUGUUUUUAACAACUAAAGAAACACGGUGGCCCAAUAAUCCCGUUAGCCUUAGCUCAAUUAAUCACAUUCCAUUUGUCCUCACAAUGUUCAUCCCAGUGAGAAACGAGUUCAAGCGCGUGGUAAGCGGUGUCAAUAUAUUUUUAAAAUGCUGUUAUCAGUAUAAUGUAACAGAAAAUUCAGCAUAUUAGCCCAGCUUUGCUCACUGGUGUGAAGACAUGCCCAGUCUUUCUUAGCUAAGACGUUAGAGGAAACGCCACAAGGGACCCAGCUGGGAGCUCUGCAGGAAGUUAAAAAAAAAAAAUCAUUCAGCUUUGCAAAACAUCUGAUGCUCAACCAUCUGUCUUUGGCAGUACAGGGGCUUAAGGUCUGGUUGGUUCCUUCUGACACCUCGGAAGGCAGAGUUACAGAGGAGAAGCAACAAGUUGUAGGAAGUUAACUUAUCUAAGUCUCAGACGCUGGAGGCACCUGCAUUUCUAGUCACUUCAAUUCUGGCCAAAUUAUCAACUCUAGUUUCUGAGGGACCGCCAGCCCAGGAUUCCUAUUGGGGUCACCUUUGUGCCUCCCUAUCUUAAGAGCACACUUGGGCAGGUCGGGGCGGGACGUGCUCGGUGUAGGUGACUCAACACCGGACAGUUUUGCUUCCAGAGGCUGACACGCUCCUGCGCGGUAGUUGUUAAAGGGUUGGGACACGAAGAUACUCUUCGCCCAUUCGGGAUCUCCCAUUGUGGGAAGGAGGCUCAGAGGUCCCGGCCACCGGGUGAAGGGAGAACGGGCACACAGCGCUGUCAUCGCCGGACAGCUGGGAGCCCCCACUUUCUCGCCAGGCUCUCCAGGACAUUCCGAGGCUCCACCCCUGGUAACGCCACGCUGACGUCCGCGCGUCGGAGGCCGCCAUACGUGCGCGUGGGAGCCCAGGAGGACGUGUGGCGCGUGGACUACAUCAGGUCCAGCCCUGCGGGACCCCAGCAGGCGCUUCCGGGCAAGGUUCUGUGCACCUGUUUUCUCCUACGCGAGUAUCUCUCCCCUCCGCAAAGAAUGGGAUAUGCCUGUGUCCAAAGGACAAGAAGAUGCGCACCAGCAAGCCUAAGUUAACCACAGCGCGGAAGUGGAGCCCAAAGCAAGAGCCUGCCGGGCACCUUUAAGCUGUUUGUAAGCUCACGUGACUCACCAAGUGCGGGCCCCAGCGGUCACGUGACGGCGCGCGCGCCCUCACGUAGGGAGAGCCGGCAGUGCGCGCGCCUUCGCCGCUGCCUCCUACCCACCCCCUCGACGGGAGGGUGAGGCGCGGCGCAGUGAUCGGGCGGCCGGGGUCCUGUGCGCGUGCGCAGCGAACAGCUGUCACCUAGUGCGGAACAAGUCUCCCAAAUUUCCCAAAUCUCCCUGGGCCGGAGGCCACUGUCUUCUUCUCUUCCUUCUCCACCGAGUCGUGCUCUCGCCCCAACCCACGCGCCAGACACUGCCCUAGCCAUCAUGGAGGUGGCGGAGGUGGAAAGUCCUCUGAACCCCAGCUGUAAGAUAAUGACCUUCAGACCCUCCAUGGAGGAGUUCCGGGAGUUCAACAAAUACCUUGCAUACAUGGAGUCUAAAGGAGCCCAUCGUGCGGGUCUUGCAAAGGUGAUUCCUCCUAAGGAGUGGAAGCCAAGACAGUGCUAUGAUGACAUUGAUAAUUUGCUCAUUCCAGCACCAAUUCAGCAGAUGGUCACAGGGCAGUCAGGACUGUUCACUCAGUACAACAUCCAGAAAAAAGCGAUGACUGUGAAGGAGUUCAGGCAGCUGGCCAACAGUGGCAAAUAUUGUACUCCAAGAUACUUGGAUUACGAAGAUUUGGAGCGCAAGUACUGGAAGAACUUAACUUUUGUGGCACCCAUCUAUGGUGCAGAUAUUAAUGGGAGCAUAUAUGAUGAGGGUGUGGAUGAAUGGAACAUAGCUCGCCUGAAUACAGUCUUGGAUGUGGUUGAAGAAGAGUGUGGCAUUUCUAUUGAGGGUGUAAAUACCCCAUAUCUCUAUUUUGGCAUGUGGAAGACCACGUUUGCAUGGCACACUGAAGACAUGGACCUCUAUAGCAUUAAUUAUCUCCACUUUGGAGAGCCCAAGUCUUGGUAUGCUAUACCUCCGGAGCAUGGAAAACGACUUGAAAGACUAGCUCAAGGUUUUUUCCCAAGCAGCUCCCAAGGGUGUGAUGCAUUUCUUCGCCACAAGAUGACAUUGAUUUCUCCAUCGGUAUUGAAGAAAUACGGUAUUCCCUUUGACAAAAUAACCCAGGAGGCUGGAGAAUUCAUGAUCACUUUCCCAUAUGGCUACCAUGCUGGUUUUAAUCAUGGUUUCAACUGUGCAGAAUCUACAAAUUUUGCUACUGUCAGAUGGAUUGACUAUGGAAAAGUUGCCAAAUUGUGCACUUGCAGGAAAGACAUGGUGAAAAUUUCAAUGGAUAUCUUUGUGAGGAAAUUUCAGCCAGACAGAUAUCAGCUUUGGAAACAAGGAAAGGAUAUAUACACCAUUGAUCACACGAAGCCUACUCCAGCAUCCACCCCUGAAGUAAAAGCAUGGCUGCAGAGGAGGAGGAAAGUAAGAAAAGCAUCCCGGAGAUUAUAAAAGUAAUAUUUGUGCAUUGGAGGAAAUUUGUAAAAUAAGGAAAAGAAUAAUGAAGGAAUCCCAUAUCACUCAUAACCUCACUAUCCAGAGAUAACCAGUAUUAACAUUUUGUAUAUAUCCUUUACCUAUAUAUUUGUUAUAUAUUUUAUAAUAUUAUAUAUCUUUCCAAAAUUGGGGCCAUGCUCUAUUAACAAUCUGAUGAUCAGUUUUGAGUGUUUUUUUCAUGUAACUCAUUGAUUUGCUGCAACAUAAUUUUUAAUGCCUGCAUGUAUUUAAUCCCCUGUAGCUUGUUUCCACUUUUUUGAUAUUAACUAAGUAACACCAUAAUUUUACAUCUUUGCCCAGACUUAUGAUGCUUAUUUUCUGUCUUUUUUUUUUCCCUAAUAUUUAUUUUCUGCUUAUUUAGAGUGUUAGUGAGUGGAAGAACCUUAGGAACAUGGAGUCAAACUUCGGCAUUUUAUAAGAGGUAGAACUGAGGUGCAGAACUAACUCGGGUGUUGAUAUUUCACCCUGUAGUUUACCGCAAUGAUUGUCAAAGUGUUUGUUAGUAGGUCAGGACCAACAUUUAAAAAUGAGGUGGUAAAAUAGAAUAAAAACUAUUAUAGUGCUUCCUCUGUGGUAAGGGCAAAUAUUCACUCAUGACAUGUGUGAGUAUGUGUGUAUGUGUGUAUAUAGUGUCACUAUCUGAAAUGUGUAACUCACUGUGGGUUACAUUCAAGAAAAGUUUGAGAAAUACUAAUUUGGACAGUCAGUGUCUUUGAUAACUGUGUUAAUUCACAGCACUAAAGAAGCCACCGUUGGAAGGAGGCAGUAUCCAAUCCUGAGUUCAGAAUACACACCAGGAGAACAUCUUGAGCAUUGUUCUUUAAUGGAUGGAAAACACAAUAUUUUCAUUAGGUGUAUGACUUGGUUUCCGGCUUCCAGUGUGCUAGGUCUACCUCUAAAAGGCCUAAGACUGAUGAGGAAGAGGAAGUGUCAGCUGAAGUCGAUGGGGCAGAGGUCACUAACCCCGACUCAGACACAGAUGACCUCAAGGUCAGUGAAAACUCAGAAGCAGCAGCGAAGCUGAGGAACACAGAAGCACCUUCAGAAGAAGAGUCGUCUGCUAGGAGGAUGCAGGUGGAUCAGAAUUUAUCAGAUCAUAUCAAACUCUCAGGAAACAGCUGCUUAAGUACAUCUGUAACAGAAGACAUAAAAACUGAGGAUGACAAAGCUUACGCAUAUAGAAGUGUACCUUCUAUACCCAGUGAGGCUGAUGAUUCCAUUCCAUUGUCUAGUGUCUAUGAGAAGCCCGAGAAAUCAGACCCACCCGAGCUUUCAUGGCCAAAGUCACCUGACUCAUGCUCAUCAGUGGCAGAGAGUAAUGGUGUGUUAACAGAGGGAGAAGAGAGUGAUGUGGAGAGCCAUGGGAAUGGCCUUGAACCUGGGGAAAUCCCAGCGGUCCCCAGUGGAGAGAGAAAUGGCUUCAAAGUCCCCAGUAUAACAGAGGGAGAGAACAAAACCUCUAAGAGUUGGCGCCAUCCACUUAGCAGGCCUCCAGCAAGAUCCCCGAUGACUCUUGUGAAGCAGCAGGCGCCAAGUGAUGAAGAAUUGCCUGAGGUUCUGUCCAUUGAGGAGGAAGUGGAAGAAACAGAGUCUUGGGCGAAACCUCUCAUCCAUCUUUGGCAGACGAAGUCCCCUAACUUCGCAGCUGAGCAAGAGUAUAAUGCAACAGUGGCCAGGAUGAAGCCGCACUGUGCCAUCUGCACUCUGCUCAUGCCGUACCACAAGCCAGAUAGCAGCAAUGAAGAAAAUGAUGCUAGAUGGGAGACAAAAUUAGAUGAAGUAGUUACGUCGGAAGGAAAGACUAAGCCCCUCAUACCAGAGAUGUGUUUUAUUUAUAGUGAAGAAAAUAUAGAAUAUUCUCCACCCAAUGCCUUCCUUGAAGAGGAUGGAACAAGUCUUCUGAUUUCCUGUGCAAAGUGCUGCGUACGGGUUCAUGCAAGUUGUUAUGGUAUUCCUUCUCAUGAGAUCUGUGAUGGAUGGCUGUGUGCCCGGUGCAAAAGAAAUGCGUGGACAGCAGAAUGCUGUCUCUGCAAUUUGAGAGGAGGUGCUCUUAAGCAAACGAAGAACAAUAAGUGGGCCCAUGUCAUGUGCGCCGUUGCGGUCCCAGAAGUUCGAUUCACUAAUGUCCCAGAAAGGACACAAAUAGAUGUAGGCAGAAUACCUUUACAGAGGUUAAAAUUGAAAUGCAUCUUCUGCAGACAUCGGGUCAAGAGGGUCUCUGGAGCCUGCAUCCAGUGUUCCUAUGGUCGCUGCCCGGCCUCCUUCCAUGUCACUUGUGCCCAUGCUGCUGGGGUACUGAUGGAGCCUGAUGAUUGGCCUUAUGUGGUGAACAUUACAUGCUUUCGACAUAAGGUCAACCCCAGUGUGUUCACAGCACAGAGUAAGCACUCAAAAAAUGAAAGUUGUAUUGCUACUACUACUUCUACUGCUGCUGCUGCUGGUGCUACAAUCUUAUGUGAGCUGGGCCACAAGUCCAAGGCUUGCGAGAAGGUCAUUUCCGUGGGUCAAACGGUCAUCACAAAGCAUCGGAACACCCGGUAUUACAGUUGCAGAGUGAUGGCUGUGACAUCGCAGACCUUCUAUGAGGUCAUGUUUGAUGAUGGCUCCUUCAGCAGAGACACAUUUCCUGAGGAUAUCGUGAGCCGAGACUGUCUGAAGCUGGGCCCACCUGCCGAGGGAGAAGUCGUCCAAGUCAAGUGGCCUGAUGGCAAACUCUAUGGAGCAAAAUAUUUUGGAUCAAAUAUUGCCCACAUGUACCAGGUUGAGUUUGAAGAUGGAUCCCAGAUAGCAAUGAAGAGAGAGGACAUCUACACUUUAGAUGAAGAGUUACCCAAGAGAGUGAAAGCUCGAUUUUCCACAGCCUCUGACAUGCGAUUUGAAGACACAUUUUAUGGAGCAGACAUUAUCCAAGGGGAGAGAAAGAGACAAAGAGUGCUGAGCUCCAGGUUUAAGAACGAAUAUGUGGCCGACCCUGUGUACCGCACUUUUUUGAAGAGCUCUUUCCAGAAGAAGUGCCAGAAGAGACAGUAGUCUGCAUACAUCGCUGCAGGCCACAGAGCAGCUUCGGUUGGAGGAGAGAAGAUGAAGGGACAUCCUUGGGGCUGUGCCAUGAGUUUUGCUGGCGUAGGUGACGGGGUGUGUCUCUGACAGUGGUAAAUCGGGUUUCCAGAGUUUGGUCACCAAAAAUACAAAAUACACAUAAUUAAUUGGACGCCGCAAUCUGAAAUCAUCUCUAGCCUUGCUUUCACUUGUGAGCAAUUGUCUUCUAUGAUCCCAAAGAAGUUUUCUAAGUGAAAGGAAAUACUAGUGAAUCCCCCACUAGGAAAAGCCACUGCCACAGAGGCGGCGGGUCCCCUUGUGCGGCUUAGGGCCCUGUCAGGAAACACACGGGGACCUCUCUCUGCAGGUCCAGCAGGUGGCACCUCGGUACCCAGCGGGGAGGGCGAUACUUUAUAUAUUUUCCACAGUCAGGGAAGGACUCUCACUUAUUUGUUUCAAAUUGCAGUUUUUAUAAAACAUUUUUAAAACACAAAUGGCAUGUAUGCUAAUGAGAUUUACCCGUGUGCUAUCUGUAUUUCCCUUGUACAGAACUUUUACAUUUUUGAAUAUUCCUAUUACUUUUGAUUGUGUCUGAUGGGAACUGAGUUGUUGGCCUUUGUGAAAUGAAACUUUUGGCUCUUGAGAAAGAAUUCUUAUGAAUUGUUAUGCGAAUUUUAUAUAUUUAAAGAGGGAGAUCUGGGGCUGUUAUUUUUAAACACUUUUUUUCAUAAUACAUAUUCUGAGUAGAUAUUUAUAAAAUAUAUGUUUCUUUCAUUAUGUGUUUGUAAAAUUAGAGUUUAAAUAAAUAUGCUUUGAUGCAUAGUUUUGAACUAAUGUAACAUGAUUUUUCUUUUUUAAGACAGCCUGAAAAUGUACUAGUGUUUAAAAAUAAAGAUUUCCAUUUUCUCCA